Messenger RNA from Carassius gibelio (silver crucian carp), 5049 nucleotides. Its product is annotated as solute carrier family 22 member 13. Gene Ontology annotation, cellular component: membrane. Gene Ontology annotation, biological process: transmembrane transport. Gene Ontology annotation, molecular function: transmembrane transporter activity. NCBI's taxonomy places the organism in Eukaryota, Metazoa, Chordata, Actinopteri, Cypriniformes, Cyprinidae. The record is from RefSeq and is a predicted model, not a curated record. The transcript is spliced from 10 exons. Bases 820 to 2430 code for a protein of 536 amino acids.
AAAGCAAUCUUCGGUCUGAAGGCACGCUUUUGUUUCUCCAAGUCACCAGAUCUCAUUUCUCUCAUUUCUAGUUUUCAGCCAGAGGUUGUUUUUCCCGUGAAAGGUGCAGGAGCGGGUCGCGUGGGACUAAUUUACAGAGAGCUUUGAUCUACAGUCUCAUUAUGCGCGCCGCGCGUCCCAUUUAGACCAGCACUUCACCAGCCGCGGGUUUAAUACAAAACUCCAAACUAAACAGCCAUUUCACUCCACACAAUAGCGGAGAAAAACGAAAGUUUGCUUUUUAUUUUUCCUUUCUAUUCUUCAUGAUUGCUGGUCCAAAGAUUGAACGCAUCGCAGCAGUUCUCGGUCCAUUCCAGACGACGUGGUUCUGCUCCAGCCUUUCUCGUUGUUUCACGCUUUUGUAACAAGCGGAGCGCGAAACCGUACAGUCAAACCAGAUCUGUCGUGAUCCGUGGAAAUAUAGGCGCCUGGAAAGUGGACAUCAACUCACUUUGACAUUUUUUGGCUUUUAAUUGUCUUUUUUUCUGUUUCUUGUUCAGGAUUAGUUUGAGCAUCUUUUAAAGCCAUAAAUAUAAUUCUAAGAUGCUGUUGUAGACCAACAACGAUAACAACAACACAAUGGCACGUGUUGCGUAAACAUUUGUUAUUGAUCUCCGUGUGCUUUCUUCGGGAUAUAAAAUACUUGAUGGAUUUAAAAUUUAUUUCUGGCAUACAUUAAGCAAUCUACAUAAAUUUUGAUCGCCUCUGUACACUUGCUCACUGUAGUUCGAUGGAGGUGUGAAGAUUCUCGAGACUUGUUUUUCCAAGGUCGGCAGUCUAAUGAAUUUCGAUCAGCUGCUGGCCACAAUCGGUGGCUUUGGGAGAUAUCAGAAGCUUCUGUAUGUGUGGAUAUGUCUACCGCAGAUCUUUCUCGCAUUCCACAUGAUGGCGAGCGUCUUCACAGGCGCCACGCCACCCCACCAUUGUUGGGGUUCAGGGAUGGAGAACGCGUCCCUUACUGUCGGCAACCUUUCAGUUGUGAAUCUGAGUAUCUCCCUUCUGCCAGGACAUGCGGACUCGUGCACAGCAGUUUCGGGAAAGAACCACAGUACACACUCAACUUGUGAGACAGGAUGGGUGUACAGCCACGAGAUCUUCCAGAGAACCACUGUCACUGAGUGGGAUCUGGUGUGUGACAAGGCAGGUCUAAACAGUCUGGGCUCCUCUAUCUAUAUGCUGGGGUUGCUUGUAGGAGCUGUUGUGUUUGGAGCUAUGGCAGACAGGUAUGGGAGGAGGUUUGCCAUGCUCUUGUCUUUAUCCCUUCAGACAGUGUUUGGUGUGGCUGCUGCCUUCGCUCCAAACUUCCCUGUUUAUGUCACCCUGCGCUUCAUCAUAGGAAUGACUGUGUCGGGCGUGAUAAUCAAUGCGUUUGUUCUAGGCACAGAGUGGACCUGCACACAGAAACGGAUGCUGGCAGGCAUCUUCACCGACUACUUCUUUGGUUUUGGCUACAUGCUGCUGGCAGGUGUGGCUUAUCUCAUCAGAGACUGGAGAAAGCUGCAGCUGGCAAUCUCUGCACCAGGAUUUCUCUUCAUAUUCUAUAUAUGGGUUCUUCCACAUUCGGCCCGUUGGCUUUUGGUGAAUAACCGAAAUGAGGAGGCGAUUGAUCUUCUGCGUAAAGCAGCUACGGUCAAUGGUCGCACCUUACCUCCCACUGUUCAGGUGGAGCGAUAUGAGGGCCCACAAGGACGGAGUCAAUAUACAGCUGUUGACCUGCUCCGGACUCCCUAUAUGAGGAAGAGAGCUCUCAUACUCUUCUACAUCUGGUUUGUUAAUGUGUUGGUGUAUUAUGGUCUGUCUCUGGGUGUGUCAGACCUCGGGGCAGACCUUUACCUCUCUCAGUUCAUGUUUGGAUUGGUGGAAAUUCCUGCAAGGUCACUGGUGUUGGUUCUGCUGCCCUGUAGUCGACGAAUCCCACUGAGUGUGUUCCUCGCUGUGGGAGGCAGUGCAUGUCUGCUGACUCUCGCUGUUCCAGCAGACAGCGCUCAUAUUCGGACUGCUUUGGCCAUGGUGGGGAAAUUUGGAAUUACAGCAUCUUUUGCCAUCAUCUAUAUUUAUUCUGCAGAACUGUUCCCCACUGUUCUCAGGCAAACAGGUAUUGGUGUUUCUUCUAUGUUUGCACGGAUGGGUGGAGUUUUAGCACCACUAAUAAACCUGCUUGGACGCCACACACCUGUUGUGCCCAUGGUGAUAUUUGGCUCCACCCCUCUGCUUGCUGCAGUGCUUGCUCUAGCAUUGCCUGAGACUGCCAAUCAACCACUACCAGACAGCAUUCAUGAUACAGAGAGACCAGCUCUGAAAUAUGAUGGACAAAUUCCUGUAUAUACCAGCCAACUGCCAAGCAGCACAGAAGGUCAGGAACUGCAGUGUUUAGCAGAUGAGUCCAGUUAGAUGUAUAUAAUAACACAAACUCUAUGCAGUGUCUCAUUUUAGUGUGUUUACACUAUUAGGCUUGCGGAUGAUCAGUGAAACUUGACAAUGGUUAAGGUUUUGAUACAAAAUGGGACUUUUGACAGUUAUUUGAACAUUUCAUACAGUUUUUUUAAAUGGCUGUAGGUUGUUUAUUUGAUUGAUUUACAUUUGGAUUAGCAGUUUUAAUAAAACUUAAGUGUAAAAAUGGAUGACCGGGUCUGAAAGCUAUGCAAUUUGUGCAUCUAAUAUUUAUAAAAAAAAAUAAGAGAUGCUCCAAACCAGCGGUUCUCAAUUCCAGUCCUUGCGACCCCCUGCUCUGCAUAUUUAGCAUGUCUCUCCUUGUUAACACACCUGAUUCAGAUAAUCAGCUCAAUAGAAGUGAGCUCUGUGCAUGAACUGUGUUGUGACUGACAUGGUGCCUACACAGGUUCAUUGCUCCCUACUCCUUGAGCAGGGGAAAUCUGUUGAAGUUUACUUCACUUUGAACAUUCAUUCAUUGAUUUGAGCUGUGCAACGUCUUCACACAUGGACAAGUGUGACAUCUUAUAGUCUACCUCUGUAAAUAAAUACAAUUUAAAAUCACGUCUCGCACACUUCAAUGCACUUUGAAUGGAACAUAUAGUAUACGUUCGCUUCGAACCGGAAUCAUGGUGGAAUAUCCUAUGAUGUCCACUUUGCAGGGCACUUAUGUUCGAAUAGAACAAACGUCUGAAGCGAUAAGAGAGAAAGACAAACAAAAUGUGCAGAGGAGGGGGUCACAAGAACUGGAAUUGAGAACCGCUGACCUAAACAAACUUAAAGGAACAUAUGUGAAUUAGUAAGCCGAUCUAAAAUCAUUCAGUUUACAUUUAAAAUGUUUUUCUUCUUGUGGCAAAUGGACCAAAAAUAUUCAUGACUCAUCCUGUACUACGCAGAUUUUUGUCCAAUCAAAUACUCUCUAGAAUGAGAAUGUACCUCCCGCUAGCACCAGCUAACACUCACUAAAUGGCAAAUUUGUGAGUGUUGGUCCAGUGAAGAGUGAACCAGUGCCUUCUUUGUAAAUAGUCUCCAAUGUGUGGGAAUUACACCGGAUUUGUCUCACGUGGGGACAGUGGGUUCCAUUUAGAUUUGGUUAAGAUGACAGUUCCCAAAGAUUAUGCCUGGUUGAAUUGUUUAAUAGUAUAUUAGUAUACUGAAUUAUCUUAGCUCAGUAGCUAGAGGGGAAAGUUUCUUGUUUAGUGCUGUUUUGUCCGUUGUUUGACUGCAUAUCAUUUUUCUGUUGCUUUAUUGAAGAAAAAAAACAUCAUCCAACACCCAAUUUAAAAAAGAGGUUUAAUGUAUAGCGGGUUAAAUAUGUAUGUUGCCAACUUUGCUUGAGCCUAUGAUACAUACACUACUGUAGAAGGUCAUGAGAUUGCUGUGAUGAUACAUGGUCACAAACUCACAGAUAACUUCAAUCUCAGCAGCACACUGCCAAAUGACACAAUCUAGUUUUUACCUUUAUAUCCUGACAUUAACUAUGUAAUUUUACUGCAUGCAAUUGUUUGAUAGAAUUUAACUAUUUUAGAAUGCAAUUUGUCUAAUGUUCUAAAUGUUAUCUUAAAGUGAUAUACACCUAUCAUUAUUUACUCACCCCCCCCCCCCCCCAUGCCAUUUUAAACUCUUAUUCUGUGUCCUACAAAAUACUGUGAAAGCACUGUACUGUAUUUCAAGAAUCUGAAUCCAUGUGUAAAAUUUUGGAGGAACAGACUAAAAUGUUAAGUCAUUAUUCACAUGAAGCCUGAAAAUAGCUAUGACCAGGUCAUAGAGUCAAUGGCUUGCACCAGAGAAAUAAACUAAACUAAACUAAACAGUAAACAAACCACUCUUAUUAGGUGGUUCAGGCUGAAUGAUUCAAUCCUGAAUCCGAGGUUCACUAACCAACCAAACUACUAAUGACUAACUGACCAAAUUAUUUUAAAUGUCUGAUUUUAUGUUUGGGACAACACGAGGGUGAGUAAAUAAUAAUGCAAUUUUCAUAUUUUGAUUAAGUAUACUUUUAACCAAAUAAUUUUUAUAAAUUACUGCAUGAUUAUCAUGAUCUAAAUGUUUUUACUCUUGUCCUUAAUUUGACCAGACCUUAAUUUGUAACUGUCUGGUACAUCUGUCUUUUAACCUGAUGAAAUGUAAAGACUUUUUUUCCCAGAAGAGGGCACCAUUAGUGGAACUACCAUUAAGAAAAUUGGAUGGUUACCACAGCCCUCAGUCUUAAAAUGUUGAGGACAUAAGAAUUAUUCAAUUUGGGUCUAAUGAAACUGUUACAUAGACCUACUAGUUACUGCCCAUUGCCUUGCUUUGAACAAGUAUGAGUGUGUUACUUUUGCUGCACGAUGGAAUGCAAGUCUUAAUGUGAUUUUACAAUGAACAAGCAUUUUGUUAUUAAGACUUUCCAUUUAUUGACAUUCCAACUCAUGAACGAUAAAACUGUGAUCAUUUGUCCAGCAUCUGCAAUAAAAUACUCAAAAACAAUUAUUUUAUGAUUUUUCUGGAAGAUGUAAGUAUAUUAGGCUAAUGUCACGUAAGUAGCAUCAGUGGCCACACCACAGUUGUUGUCUUUCAUGGACAUCAGUAUAUAACCAU